Molecule: messenger RNA, 1810 nt
Organism: Pocillopora verrucosa
Lineage: Eukaryota; Metazoa; Cnidaria; Anthozoa; Scleractinia; Pocilloporidae
Source: RefSeq, a predicted model, not a curated record
GGUUGGCCUAAAGUUUAAGGCUAAAUGUUUAAAUCACCAGUAAGUUAAUAUUUUUUUUGCGUUUUCAAUCGUUUAGUCAACGGCAUUUAAGAGAACCCCAGCAAAAGGACUGCAGAAAUUAUCUGGAGCGUAUUUAUUCAGCGAUAUUCAACGAGUCAUCUUUCGUAAGUCCCGUCGAAUAUAUCCAUGACAGACUUACAAAUCCUUGCUCUGUUCUGUUGCCUUGUACCAUGUCUGUCCAUACAGUAUCUUGGGGGUCAGGUCAUUCCUCAGUACUAUCUGCCUUACGUUCUCCGCUCAGAAGUCCCGAGACCUGUCCCCAGGCCUGUCCCACGAUCAACAAUAAUGAGCCCCGAAUUAGCCCGACUGUAUGCGGCAAAGAAACAAGCGAUAAAGAUAGCGAAGGAUAUCGACUCGGAGAUUGAGCACUAUGUUCAGAAUCAGCUCUAUCGCAGAACCUUCGAUACCAACGAUAUGAACUUCCCAUUCUUCAAUCCAAGACCUACGAACCCUUUGUCCGCUGCUAUUGGUGCUCAAGGUGGAGUCUGGUUCCCAGGUCCAUCAGGAGCAGGUGUCGAGGGAAGCCGCAUGCUUGAAGGCCGGGCAAAUCAAGUACCUCCUUUUCGUAGAGCCCAGGCCUCACGGACACCAAGUCAGAGCAGGUUAGCUAGAAUUCUGCAAGUACCGCAAAAUGUCGGUAAUACACAGGUUCCUCGAACAUUCACGCCAACUGGGACCCAGUCUACACCAGACCCCUCCGAUGAGAUAAAUAGCCUCGGAAAUCCCACAGAAUUUGAUCAGAAAUGCAUGGUACUUAAACUGACGUUCGAAAAGUCAAACGGUGACUUGGUGUUCGACGACUCACUACAGAAGAACAAUGGUCGGCUACAAGGCGAGGCUCAAGUUUUAAAAGACCAUGCCGACCAGGGACGGUCUGUUGAUUUUGGGAACAAUGGAAAAAUUGUUCUUAAACCUGGUUUCAAGGGAAAACCAAAGAAGUCCAUCGCGAUCUCACUGUGGGUCAAGCUAAAAAACGUUCAGGGAGUUAUUCCUCUUAUCACAGCCACCGAUGAAAGAAACUUUGUUCGUUAUGGCCUACAACUGCGCAAUGGCAGAGGAGAAUGGGUGCAUAGAGGGGACUCGGGUAGGGAGUUGUUUCGUAUCCAGUCCAGCACUCCAGAUGUAACUGCUGAAAAAUGGCAUAACAUUGUGGGCAGCUUCGACUCCAUAUCAAGGACUGCGUCACUCUGGGUGGACGGCAAGCAAGUAAGCAAAGAAGAUGGAAUCAGCGGUGUACUCUCACAGAAGUGGAACAAGCUAACCAUAUUUGGAGGGAAAGUGCGUGGAGACAUGGACAAUGUCUUUAUGUUCAGAUGUCCACUGGACAAAACCAAAAUCGUAGCUCUGUAUGUGUCUGCAGCAUCUCCUAAAGAAGUCAAAAGAGAUUUAAUUCCAAGACCUAAAUGAUGUGGGGUAAUUUUAAGUGCAACCGAGUGCGGAAAGUAUUCCAGGAUUGCUUUGGUUUUGCUUUACUAUCCGUGUAAUCAGUCUUGAAACCUCGACAAGGAACUAGUAAGAUGCAUAACUUACAUCCAAUCGCAUCUCAGUAGCUAAUUUUUUCCUCGGUUGAAGCCGUUUUCAUGUACAUUUUGCUUCAUAAGUCAAUGGUUCCACUGGCCAUGCUGACCCAUUGAUACUGAAAUGGACCUUUUGUCCUUAUUGAUUGGGAUCCCUUCGUUCGGCUUCAGUUUUAUGUUUAAAAACCCUGUUAGUGGUACCACGACUUUGGGUCACCUUAAUUAUUAAUAAA